Henningerozyma blattae CBS 6284 is the source of this 1872-nucleotide messenger RNA. RefSeq lists its product as uncharacterized. The transcript has a single exon. Bases 1 to 1872 code for a protein of 623 amino acids. The record is from RefSeq and is a predicted model, not a curated record. NCBI's taxonomy places the organism in Eukaryota, Fungi, Ascomycota, Saccharomycetes, Saccharomycetales, Saccharomycetaceae.
AUGAUGGAGGAACAAGAAAUAAUGGGAUUUUUGCUAGAAGAAAAUGCACCCCUAACUCACACAGAUACUGCACCUAAAAAGAAAUCUAGAUGGCUAGUUUCAACUCCAAAUACUGAAAAUAAGGGAGAAUCAAGUCUCAUAUCUUCACCUAAUCUUAACAAUAACAAAAAUAAUGUGUCUUUACGAAUUUCAGAUGAGUAUAGUGAUUUAUUUGACGACCUGGAUAGCAUGAUAUUAUCUAAUAUUUCGAAUAUCAACUCUAAAGUUUAUGAAAAUGAAAAAAAUGAGUCUAGAAGUCAAAUAGGUGCAAAAAAUAUUCAAAGGGGAAAGAAAGAUAGAAACAGGCAAAACGAAAGAAAAAAGCCAGAAUUGAAUGGCUUGGAAGAUAUCAAAAUAAAACAAAAAUCCCCAAAUACUUUAAAUACAAACUUAAAAGAUAAUACUUCUGAGAUGAUAAGGCUUGCUAACAAUUCUGAUCUUUGUACCAUAGAGGAUGAAGAUGAGAACAUCGCAUUACAGUCAGAGUGCAUAAGAUGGUUAGAAGAAUCACUUGCUAAAAAACUAAGAGAUCUAGAUGUUCAUGAACAGGCUUUAAAAUAUACUACUAAUAAUGAGAUAAACAAUAAGAACGUUGAGAAAAAUAGCAAGGUAUCAGUAACAAAUAUUGAAGAAGAUUUGACGACAAAUAAGAAAAAGGAUGAGGUUUUAGAAACUAUUCGAUUUAAAAUUUAUAUAUACCAGAACUUAGUUACUGAAUCAAAAAAGUUCCCUUUUAAAACUCCUUCUGGGUCUGAAAUCCAACAUCAAAAUAAGGCUGAAUUCAAAAAUUUAAUUGAUAAAAAGAGAAAACAAAUUAGAGCUCUAAGGAGAACUUUAAGAAAUCAAACACAGAAAGUUGGAAAUGACUCUAGUCCAGAAAUAAUUGAUAUACAACAGAAAAUUAUAAAUUGUCGCCAAGAAUUAAAGCAAAUAGAAUUAGAAAAUAAACGAGAGAUGAAAAGUAGUAAAACUUUACAAAAACAAAUAAUUAAAGAACUAGAGGAACACUUACAGCUAUUUUUGAAGAUGAAAAUUGAAAAGGGAGUAGAAGGAAACAAUAGGCAGAAAAAUAAUAAAAAAGUGGCCAAGCAACCUAAAAAUAUAGAAUCAUCCUCAAAGAAAAGUAAGAAAUUACCGACCAAAAUCCCUGACACGUCAGAAAAGCUUGAGAAAAAAAUAAUCACUAACAACAAAAAGCUCAAACCUAAGGACCGGUCUUCCAAUAUAUCCAAUAACAAUGAACCUAUAUCUGAAGACAAUAUUAAAAAUAAAACUAGUUCUAACGUAAAUUAUGCGAAUAACAACUAUAAUAACAAAUGUGAUAAUCUUAACAAUAGUGAGAAUGUACGUACAACGCUUUCACAAAGCAGCGACUCAAAAACCAAAAAUAAUAAAAGUAAGUCUGAUACCAGAAAAGUACAGGAAUUGACAGAAGAACAAGCAUUAGGUUUAAACCGCCAAGAGAUAAUAAGUAUUGAUAAUGAAAAUCUUCAUAUUACAGAAAAGAAAAGUAGAACGUCCGAUAGAAAAAAUAAUAGAAAGAAGAAUGUUGUGUUACAAACUGAAGAUCAUACUAAUGAUACGAAUGACAAUGCUAUCGAAAAUACAAAUCACAAAAACAGACGUUCUGGUAAAAAGAUACCUGAUGUUGUAUCUCUUAAUAAUAGAAGCUCAACUUCUACAAAUGAAAAUAUUCACAGAAAUAAUACUGACUAUACUAAAAAGACAAAGAAAUCCAAUAAGAAAAAAAACAGGGAUAACAAAGUAACCAUCAAUAUUGCCGACAAGAGUGCAAAAAAUCUGAAAAGAGAAGAUUUAUUUGUAUAUUUUUAG